Molecule: messenger RNA, 4661 nt
Organism: Oreochromis niloticus (Nile tilapia)
Lineage: Eukaryota; Metazoa; Chordata; Actinopteri; Cichliformes; Cichlidae
Product: hemoglobin embryonic subunit alpha
Exons: 3
Coding region: 23-457 (144 amino acids)
Biological process (GO): oxygen transport; hydrogen peroxide catabolic process
Cellular component (GO): hemoglobin complex; haptoglobin-hemoglobin complex; blood microparticle
Molecular function (GO): heme binding; organic acid binding; haptoglobin binding
Source: RefSeq, a predicted model, not a curated record
CAGAACAGCAACAACGGGCAAGAUGACCAGUCUUUCUGCAAAGGACAAGAACACAGUCAAAGCCUUCUGGGCUAAAGUGGCUGGCAAGGAGGAACAAAUCGGCUGUGAUGCUGUCUCCAGGAUGCUGACAGUGUACCCUCAGACCAAGACUUACUUCUCCCACUGGAAGGACCUGAGCCCCGGCUCUGCCCCGGUGAAGAAGCACGGAGCAGCCGUGAUGGCUGCAGUUACUGAUGCUGUCAGCAAAAUCGACGAUCUGACCGGAGCUCUUCUGAGCCUCAGUGAGCUGCACGCCUUCACUCUGAGAGUGGACCCUGCUAACUUCAAGGUUCUGUCUCACAACCUCCUCGUGGUCCUGUCUACCAUGUUCCCCGACGACUUCACCCCUGAGGUCCAUGUGGCUAUGGACAAGUUCCUGGCUGCUGUGGCUCUCGCCCUGUCUGAGAAAUACAGAUAAACUGCACACAGGAGCAGAGGACUGCAUUAUGUGCUUUCAUACUUACUACGACUCUGACUUUUAAUAAAACAUUGAAUGCAAUCAAAGUCUCAUGGUCAUUAGUGUGUCAUUAAAUAAGUUAUAUCGUUUUGACAUUUUUUAAUAAUGCAAAUAUUAUUGAAGUUUAACUUUAAAUUUUAAGGCAAUUUUCAUUGUAUAUGAGGGUAUUGUAUUGCUAUUGUAAUCUUAGAAAUAUGGUGUGUAAUCAGAUAUUUACUCUGAAUGGCAUUUCCUUGGCCUCCAGUAACACUGAGGAGUCUUGGAGUUGUUUUGACCUGAAUAUUUCCUUCAAUGGGCAUAUUAAACAAAUAUAUAGGACUGCUUUCUUCUAUUUGCAGAAUAUCACUAAAAUUAGAAACAUCCUGUCUCAAAGUGAUACUGAAAGAGUAGUUCAUGCAUUUAUUACUUCUAGGCAGGACUACUUUAAUUCAUUAUAACCAGGAUGUCUUAAAAACUACCUGAAAAGCCUUCAGUUGAUCCACUGCAGCGGGAGUACUGGCAGGGUCUAGAAAGAGAGAGCAUUUUUCACCCAUACGGGCUUCUCUUCAUUGGCUCCCUGUUAAAUCCAAAAUGGAAUUUAAAACCUUUUGCAUUACAUACAAGGUAUAAUCAGGCCCCAUCUUAACUCAAAGACCACACAGUACAAUAGAGAAUUUCACUCUCAGACUGUUGGGUUACUUGUGGUUCAGAGCAUUGAAAACAGAUUGGGAGCCUUCAGUUUUCAGGCCGCUCUUAUAGGAAACAGCUCCUAGUUUGGGGGAAAAAAAUGAAUUGGAAAUAAAUUUGCAUCCGAACUCUAUGCGUUUUGUGGUUUGCACAUUUGAGUGUAUCCUGUCAGGUUGUGCAGUUUGGUCUUGAUAAGAAGCAUGAUUAAGAAAACAUGUACAUCCACAUCUUUAGGAGAACUUUUAACUCAGUAUGUAGUCAUAACGUGUGGUUUUUUUGUUUGUUUGUAUGUUUUUUUAAGGACUAUCACGUCAGCCACAAGUUGCAUAUAAACCUGACUAUCCUGGCAGGUUGGGCAACCUGUCAAAAUGCCACUUCUGUCAUUAACACGAAUAUAGUAACACUCAUUACCAUGUCACGCCACCUCACCUCACAUCUUAACUCUCAAGUCUAACCCUUAAGUUUAUAUUACACUAAGUGUGCCACAUAACAACAGACUGCUGGCAACAAAGAACCAUAUAGUCAGCUUUUAAUAAAGUCUACUAUAGGUAACCUACCAACAGCGCCAAAAUCGCGCGUGUUUUACGCAUGUGUCUCUCUCCGGAAACAGCUUGACACCUAAGAUCAGCGAGAGGCAGCUUAAGGAGAACCGAUACGUUUGAGAUAUAAGGGCGCGUGUUUUACGCAUGUCCCCUCCUUUAAAAAUCGUUGGGGACUGUGUGUGGAUAAAUGCAGGUGUGUGACCUUUGAUAAAACCGAUAGCUUAGCAGGGGCGCAUUUAUAAAGGGCUUCUCUUAUUGCAAACUAUCCCAUCGUAUAAACCGGAAAUAUGUGUGAAACAGUUCACAUACACAUCACACAUGCAGAAACAUUAUUUACUUAUUAUUUAUUUUACUGAUUUCAGCUUAGUUCUGCUUUGUUUAAUCACACUUUCAGCAUUAUUGAGGAUACGAAAUAUGAGCGGCUUUGCUAAAUACUUGGGGUGAGAACUCAUAAUAACUGAUAAUCCACUAAAUGGAGAAAAAUUGCUGGUUCCCAUUGAAUUCGAGUGUUUUUAGUGUCUUUGUCAUAUGUUUAUAAAACCAAGCAUCUAGCCAUUCAGUUUGCCUCUACAAAUAUUUGUGAAAGAAUCGGUUGUACGACAGUUUGUGAAAUGUCGUACCUUCUACAUAUUCCUCGAUUAGCUGUAAGCGUUAAUAUGGCAAAGUAGUGUUUAGGAAUCACUUUGUGGCAGAGCAGGUAAAGUUACAGAGCAGGGUGGCCGAGUACUGGGGCGCACAGUGCGUAAAAGUCAUCAACGUUCUGGUGACUUGGUAACUGCAGAGCUCCAUAUCUCCUCCUUUUUAUCAUUAGCAACCAAACGAAAUUAAACAGAGAUAAUGUGAGGCUUCAGAUCUUAUUAAUAAUUUGAAAUGGUGCAUAUGAUGGUCACUGUAAUGACAUCCCAUCAUCUAAAAUCAGUCUUUCCUUAAAUGCAUCUUCCAUUACUCUGUGAUUUUCUUUCCACAACUGUACUUCUUGUUUCAUAUUUUAAUAGCAUGUUAUUAUUUUAUUACAGCCCCUUUUCCCACUGCUGUAAUUUUUAAGAUUCUGAGUAAAUAAUUCGAAUUUUUACUAAAGCCAGUGGGAUAUUUGCAGACUGUGUUUUAACUCUUUUGGAAACUCAAUUAAAGCCAACACAGUUAUCCAUCUGUAUUUUAGUUCCUGAGUUGUCCCAUUUAUCCUUAUUACUGUAGCCAUAAUUGAUUUCAUGUUACAUCAGUCAUCUGGAUCAAUUAUAAUUAAAUAAGCAGUUACUUGUUUUUGGAUGUUUGCAACAAGAGCCAAAUCAAGCCACAUAAUUCAUUUUGUUUCUCUCUGGUGUAAGAUCAUAAUUUUUUAUUAUUAUGAUCAGAUUAGGUUUUGUCACAUACUACUCUGAGCAAAGAAUCAUGACUGGACUUUCUGAGAGUGAGUUAUUUUUAGAAGAAAAUAACAAGUGAGCAAGAUCUUUAUUUAAUCGACUGAAACACUUAAAUGCUACUCGUCUCAAACAUUGUUCAUAACAUCAAUCUCAUAGGUGUUUUCUACAGUCAUUGGUGUGGACUAAAGGAAUUGCAUAGAGUUAUGCUUAUGCUCUUAGAAACCAUGGCCUGUGCUUAUAUGGAUGAAGGCUGCAUAAAAGUUAUGUUUCACUCCUAGGUCUGAAGAAGCCUUACUGACAGUAAUUUGACUAGCUAUGCUCCGUAGAGCCACUGAAAUAGACCCAACGUAAGAUGUUGCCCAUUUUAAUAACUCUUCUGCUUAAGUAAGCAUCUUAAACAUAUUUUCAUAAACCUGUUUCAUCACAGUGUAGCUGUGCUUUAGCCAAUUUCUGCCGUUAUACCUUAAAGCAAAAAUAAGAGCCUGCUUUGAGAUCCCUUUACUCAAUCCCUUGAAUAUGCACGGGCACAAUGUAACAUCAAAGUUUGGAUGAUUCAGAUCUUGAAUUGUGGGGCUCUUUAAAGGCCCAAAAUUUAAAUAUAGAAUCUGCAGCUCAUUAGCCCAUAUUGGGCUAUACUGUCACAGAGAAUUUUUAACAUUACUGUACACAUUACUGUGCGUGUUUUUUCUGCCCAAGUCAGAAUCAACCGUUGAGUAUACUGCCAUAUUAUUAAUGUUAUGUACACUUGAUGUUGGACUAUUCCAAGAAGAAUACCAAGAUACUAAAAAUACAUCCCAGUACUGAAUGCAAAUUAUCAUAUUUUUAGACUAUCAAAAAGUCUUUCUUUAGCUUGUUUUUUUUUAUUGCCUUAUUUUUUCAGAGCACUCAUAACUUCAUCAAAAGUUUAGAGCUGAAAAACACAAUUAAACUGCAUUUAAAAAAAACAUCCAAGAAAACAAGAGACCCGAGCCAGAAACACAGUUGUUUGUGUUAAGACUCCCUCUAGUGGAGCUUGUGGGGUCCUAUAUACAAACUGUUUUUACCUUGUUUUUACAUCACUGAGUGGAACUUACAAGACAACAAAACAUGUGGUCCACAUUUAUUUAUUUACUUAUUAUUUUCCAAAAUGCACAAUUUAGAAGAAGAGACACACAAUCUAGCAUUUUUCAUAAAACCAUCAUAAAACAUUAACUACAGAGCUGUGUGAUUACAUAACGCAGGCGUGAGCUUAAAAACUCCAAAUGUAUAAAAGAUAGAUACUUAAAAAAAUUGAAAGUUUAUAAAAAAUUUGCUUAAAAGUGAAUAUGAAAAUUGGUAAAACAUCUUUAAAAAGUAAUAGAAAUUUUGACAUCAAUAGCCUAUGCACUUUAGUUCAAGGAGUUUGAUUUCAGGCAUAAUUAUUACCAGUUUACACUGACAUAUAUUAUUUUAAUAUUCCUAUCUUACAUGGCACGCCCUUUUAAGACCAAAAUCACUUACUUUCUGGUUCCCUGACAAAUCUCACUGGCUUCACCAGCGCUCUCUCAACAAAGUCUUGUUAAAUUUUACGAGCACACAUCACAAACACAGAUACCCUCUAAUCAACCAUCCGAAAAA